Messenger RNA from Spinacia oleracea (spinach), 1958 nucleotides. Its product is annotated as F-box protein At2g39490. Bases 180 to 1421 code for a protein of 413 amino acids. The record is from RefSeq and is a predicted model, not a curated record. Lineage: Eukaryota; Viridiplantae; Streptophyta; Magnoliopsida; Caryophyllales; Amaranthaceae. The transcript is spliced from 3 exons. Gene Ontology annotation, molecular function: protein binding.
UCCGUAAUUUGAAUGUUUACCGUUCAAGGAAAAGACGAGAAAAUUUCCUACGUGCAUGCCAAUUCAAUUCCACGCAAAUUUCUUAUAUGUAGUCAUAAUUUGAUAAACGAUGUUUGUUCACAUUUUGUUUUCUUAUUAUUCAUACCUCCUUAAAAUUAACUUGUUAUACAAUCAAUUCAAUGAAAGAAACAAACUUCACUCACAAUGAUCUUAUAAGCAAUUUGCCAAUAGAUUUGAUUUACAAGAUAGUUUCUUCCCUUCCUUAUUCAUCUGCCGCAACAACGCAAUUAUUAUCCAAGCCAUGGAGUCGCUUAUGGGAUAAUGUACUAGUUCGACAUGAAACUAUCGAUGAUUUAUCAACUGCGAUUUCAACCUUUAUUCAACAUGUUGACGACUGCAAACCCUUCAUCCAUCCUUGGAAACUCUUUUAUAAAUUCGGUCCAAAAAGUUUCGUUUUAGCAACCGUGUUAGGAAACUUUCAACUUCAUUUACAUUUUUCUAAACUAACUAAAAAAUCAACAACCUUUUUCCACUUAAGUUUCAAACCAAGUAAUAAUACCCAAUUAUUACUCAAUACACCUUGUUCACCCCUUACUAAUAAUAAUACGUCGACGUUUCAUGUCAAAAUUCUCCAUUUGAAAUCCGUGAGUUAUUCAACAACGGAAACUAUUGCAUCGUUGGCAACAACAAGUUUCCGAUUUGUAGAGAGUUUGUGUAUCGAGGAGUGUAAGGGGUUACACUCCUUGAAUGUUGCUAGUACGGAGUUGAAGAAGUUGACCAUUUUAAAAUGCUUUGAGUUAAGUAGUCUUCAUUUGAAUACUCCUAAACUUGAAUGUUUUUAUUUUAAAGGGAGUCGUCCAUGGAUUUUGGCUAAGGGACUCAAAUAUGAGUUAAAAGAUGUGAUGCUCGAUUUUAGGAGAGGUGCUCGUUCUAAGCAUCUUGGAUGUUCUCCUACGUUACUUUUAUCGUCUUUGAUCAACAUAUCGAUUGCAACUAUUUGUCGAUGGAGCUACCAUGAAAUCAAAACAUCCGGGCAAUAUUUAAGUUGUGACAAGUUCAAAUUGUAUCAUUUGAAGGAGUUAUGGUGGAUUGAUAGGCAAAUUGAUGAACAAUCAAUCAAAAUGUUAUUAUCUUUCUUAAGUUUAACCCCCUCUCUUGAAAAACUCUUUAUCACAAUCGACCUCAAAAGCUACAAUUUUCAGAGGAUGUCAAAGUGUAAUAGUAGAACAGAAACAAGACUGGUGAAUUUGAAAAUUGUGAAGAUUAAUGGGUGCAACAACGAAAUGGAGGAAAAUAUGUUGGUUGAAUCUUUACUUGGUGCAACUACGUCACAACCAUUAAUUAUUUCUAAAUUACAAAACAAAAUAUUUGAAGUUGAUCAAGGCUUGCUACAACUCCAACACCCUCACAUGAAAUUCUAACCAACAUAAUUAACGAUCCUUAAUUUGGCUUUGUAAAUAUAGUGACAAUAGUGUACAUAUAUUUGUAUCAAAUCAUGUUUCUUGAAGCAAAGAAGCUUGGAUAACUUUUGCGACGUGACAGGAUAGUCAGGUUCAUAUGAUAUUUGUAUGUAUAAAAUGUUCCGGUGUUGCCGUGUUGAAACAAUGGGCUUCGUAUGAAGGCCCUUUCGGACAAAGUUACUAGCAUUGGGGGUGUUUCCGAGGAAAGUCCCUCCGAUGCCUAAGUAAGAACGAUGCUCGGAAUCUAGAGAAAAGUUCUCUAGAGAGUAGCCUUAAGGCGGUAAAUUGGACGUAUCUUGAGGUGCGAGCCUUGACGGCUUAUUUAUAGUGUUUGUGUAAUAAAUGCCCAUAGGUCAUUUAUUGCUAUUGGACCUUAGGCCUUUGUUGGUGGCUGACCAGCCAUGUUGAGUAGAAAUGGGUUUGAUGUUAUUGUAUUGAGCCAUUGGGCUUUGGACUUAGUGACCAAAUUAGUGUUCAAUUGGGAGCCCAAACACAAAA